Molecule: messenger RNA, 573 nt
Organism: Eutrema salsugineum
Lineage: Eukaryota; Viridiplantae; Streptophyta; Magnoliopsida; Brassicales; Brassicaceae
Product: gibberellin-regulated protein 13
Exons: 4
Coding region: 64-432 (122 amino acids)
Source: RefSeq, a predicted model, not a curated record
GAGAUUAAUCUGCAAAAGAAACCAUCUACCUGAGCUUCAUUACAAUCAUUUCUAUUACCUAAAAUGGGAAUCAAACUUUACACCGUUGUUUUCUCCAUUGUUAUUUUACAUCUUCUUUUGUCUGCUCAAAUGCAUCAAAUACACUUGGAAUCUCCUGCUCCACAACCACAUCCACCACAGUCGCAACCUCAACCACCGCAUUACAAUAGCUCUCAAUACGGCACUACUGAAGGCAGUCUUCAACCCCAAGAGUGCAGGCCACGAUGUGGAGAAAGAUGCUCAAAUACACAAUACAAGAAGCCAUGUUUGUUCUUCUGCAACAAAUGUUGUACCAAGUGCUUGUGUGUACCUCCAGGUACUUAUGGCAACAAGCAAGUCUGUCCUUGCUACAAUAACUGGAAGACUAAGCUCGGUGGACCAAAAUGCCCUUGAUUUCUCCUCUUAAUUACCUCCAUAAAAUUUGUUAAUCCAUCUCUCAUAAUGUUCUAUAUGUAUUGACGCUUUGCAUUAAUCACAUUCUAGAACCACUUUGAAAGUUUACAGCUUAAAAACAUUUACUAGCCCUGAAUUAAU